GAGAGGCGCGAAAAGCAGUGUUUCCUCGGCCAUUUACUGGGCUGUGGAGUCUUUCGGUAGGGGCCGCCAAGGUGGAAUCUCGCGCCCGGCUCUCUGACCCCAUCCCUCUGAUAGGCCUCGCCGUGAGGUCUGAGCAGUGGUACUGCGCGUGACGUGCCUUUUCCAUUCCUUGCUCCUCUGAUGGGCCGGCCCACGGCCACGACCCGGUUGGACCUGGGCUGAGCAGCCCCAUGCUAGAGAUGGCGUGGGGAGCCGGUGGGGCGUGGGAAACCAGCUACACCCUGGGUCGGACGCGCGCGGAAUCCGCCGGCCCGGAAGCGCAGGCCACCCCGCGUUGGCCGGAAGCGCGUCUUGAGAGGCGGAAGCUGCUUGCUGCCGCGUUGCCCCGCGGGUCUCCGUCCGCCCGGUGGCCCGACAGCCUGGCUGCCCGACCAGUGUAGACCGCCCUCUGCCGAGGGGCGCAGAGACCAGCCAGUGCAUGGAAGGAAGAAAAAAAUGUCUCAGAAGCAGAUGAAGGAAGCUUUUGUCAGUAACCACAAUGGAACCAGCGUGCUAGAAGUCACCCAGGGCUUGUGCUUGCCUGUGCUCUGUAUCCUGUGCAGAGGGCUCCUGGUCAUUCUCUCACAGCUCUCGCGUUCUUCACACACCUGGAGAGCUCGGUUCUUCAUUGACUUCGUUUUCCUCAUAGUUCCCCUGGUGACCACUCUGACCAUUUUGUCUUCAUUUAUCUACCUCGAGCACCUCACUGUAAUUAUCUUUGGGGCAGGGCUAUUCUACCAAAUAUACCACCGGAGAACUUGCUAUGCCAGAAUGCCUGUCCAGAAAAUCCUUGAAAAGUUCUCAAAAAUUAGUCUAGAAUCAGAAUACAUUCCAGCCAUCUCCUGUUUCCGUGUAAUCAACAGCGCAUUUACUGCUGUUGCCAUUUUGGCUGUGGACUUCCCACUUUUUCCCAGAAGAUUUGCCAAAGCUGAGCUCUAUGGCACAGGAGCAAUGGAUUUUGGUGUAGGAGGCUUUGUUUUUGGGACUGCAAUGGUUUGUCCAGAGAUUAGGAAAAAAUGUAUGGAAGGGUCCAAAUUUUAUUCUUUUACAAAGUCAUUGUACUCUGUUUGGCCAUUGGUCUUUCUAGGAAUGGGACGAUUAAUCAUCAUAAAAUCCAUAGGCUACCAGGAACAUUUAACUGAGUAUGGAGUUCACUGGAACUUUUUCUUUACCUUAAUAGUUGUGAAAUUGAUAACAUCACUGCUUUUGACUUUCUUUCCCCCAAAUAAAUCUUGGGUUGUAGCUGUCAGUAUUGCUGUAUUAUACCAGUUAGCCCUCGACUUAACCCCACUGAAAAGGGUAAUUUUGUAUGGCACUGAUGGCAGAGGCACAAGGGCUGGUUUCUUCAAUGCCAACCGAGAAGGAAUAAUGUCUACCUUGGGGUACGUGGCAAUACACAUGGCUGGUGUACAAACAGGGUCAUAUGUGCUUAAAAAAAGAUCACACAUCAAAGACUGGAUAAAAGUAGCAUGUUGUAUUCUACUGACAGCUGUUAGCCUCUUUGUAUCUCUUUACAUAGUUCAGGUAAAUGUAGAAAAAGUAUCUCGAAGAAUGGCCAAUUUAGCCUUUUGUAUUUGGAUAGUUGCUUCUAGCCUAAUCCUUCUUAGUAGUUUAUUACUGGGUGACAUAAUUUUGAGUUUUGCCAAAUUUCUAAUUCAAGGGGCUGUAGUACCAUGUUCUUGGAAACUUAUCCAGUCUCCAGCUACAAAUAAAAAGCAUUUAGAAGCUCUGGUCUCUGAAGCUGAAAGAAAGAAACCCAGUCUUUGUUUAAUCACAGCUAUAAACAGAAACCAGUUGAUUUUUUUCUUGCUGUCAAAUAUAACAACUGGCCUAAUCAACCUGUUGGUAGAUACAUUGCACAGCAGUACCUUGUGGGGCUUGUUUGUGCUCUGCCUCUAUAUGUUUACCAACUGUUUAAUUAUAUACACUCUACACUUGCAAGAUAAGACUAUAAAAUUUUGGUGAUCAAAAGGCAGUGGAUGUGUGUGUUUGAGCUAUUAAUGAGGGAGAAAAUUAAAUGUGAAGAAAGGGGGUUUUGGGCAAUCCAGUGUUAACUAGAUUUUAUUAAACUGAGUUUCAAUCCUCUAUAAUAAUAGGCUUAAUAUCUUCAUGUAUCUCUGCACUAUGUAAAACAAGCUAAUAGAAAAGAAACAAAGUGUUGUGUCUUGUUAGAAUGUUAAAUUUCAGUAUUUUAAAGGAAUUGUAGUUGUGACACUGGAAGAUUGGAGGGUGGAGAAAGGUUUUUUACUCUCUUACAUCACCUUAUACCAUUCUAUAUUUUUUAUUGUAUGUAUUUUAUAACGUUUACAUUAAAACUGUGAGUUGUGGAAAUGUCAA
This is a messenger RNA of Phyllostomus hastatus (greater spear-nosed bat), 2376 nucleotides long. RefSeq names its product phosphatidylinositol glycan anchor biosynthesis class W (gene PIGW). Bases 496 to 2004 code for a protein of 502 amino acids. Gene Ontology annotation, biological process: GPI anchor biosynthetic process; protein localization to plasma membrane. Gene Ontology annotation, cellular component: membrane; endoplasmic reticulum. The transcript is spliced from 2 exons. Gene Ontology annotation, molecular function: glucosaminyl-phosphatidylinositol O-acyltransferase activity. Lineage: Eukaryota; Metazoa; Chordata; Mammalia; Chiroptera; Phyllostomidae. The record is from RefSeq and is a predicted model, not a curated record.